GGGGCGGGGCAGGACAGGGGGAGGGGGCGUUCGCGCUGCUGUCUGGCGGGGGACGUGUCCCGCUGCCCCCUCGCUCGCCCCGCAGGCCUGGGCCGUUCGCCGAAGGGGCGGCGCGGCGCUGCCUCCGAGUCGUCCUCUUGCUCUUCCUCGUUCAGCGAGCGAGGAGCCGUCGGCGCUUGCUUGUACGGGGCUCGCCCGGCGGUGAUUGGCCUCGUAGGCCCUCCCACGCGUCCUCUCCAUCCGGGGGGUUCCCCGUGCAAGCCCGGGCGGCCGCUGCGCGCGGCCUCACCCGCUGUUAGCGGCGAGCGAAGCGAGUUUCGGGCUCUGUGUUUCACAACGCGUAGCGCUCCCCCCCCCCUUAUCCCGUCUCUGUAAGGUUUUGUUCAGGGGAACGCUCGUGUGGUGCGGUGGUGUGGGAGAGGAGCGCUGCGGAGCGCCGUGCCAGGCCCUGAUAGGGCCUAUCUGUCGUACCCAGCUCCUCCCACUGCGCUGCGGGAGCGGCUUUGUUUCCUAUGAUCUUGGCAACAUUUAUAAAAAUAACUGUUGUUUGGGUUUUUUUUUUUUUUUUACUUUUUACCAGAACUGUAUCCACUCUUUUCCUUAAAAAGUGAGAUGGUUAAGAAAAGAAACAACAGCCUGCUGGUUACCUGCGUGAAGGGCAAAGCAGAGACAAAUGUCGCAGCGAUAUCUUGAAGAUACUAAGAAUUGUUUGUGUCAGUGGGCAGUUUAAGUAAUUCCAAAGUUUGUUUUGUUGCGUUCAGUGCUACCUGAGCUGGUCUGUCUGCCUGAGAUCGCCUGGUGAUGUCCCUGCAGCUGCACUUGCUUGGUUCAGAGAGGCCUGAGGUCUUGUCAGGAGUUAGCACCAAUAGUGAGGAGCAUGUGCUUACGAAUUGUGUACUUGGCCGUUGUGACAUCAAAUUGCCUUUGUCUUCCCCCUGCAAACUGUGGGCAGGGUAGGCUUUCCUUUGUGGCCGUAUGGAUGAGGAAUGCUCAGCCCAUAAGGGCACUCAUGCUUCACGCUUCUGGAGGAGUCAGGGACGUGCUGAUUGUUUCAUUUUAAUUACAUAGCACAAUUCUUGAGAUAAACAAGGGAGGAUGUUUCUCUGCUGUAAUGACACAGUUUUAGCAUUAUACUGAUGUGAGAAUUGCAGUCAAGUACAAACAGAAUCCCGACCUUAACAAAAGUAAUUAAACAUCUGUGAAACUAAGAAUCUAGCUGUGGCCUAAUCUGAAAUCUACUUUUGUUCUGAUAUGGAGGUAUAGAUAUCUGUAUAUAUUUACAACUGACACCCCUUCACCAGUCCAGUCAUACAGCUGUCAAUAUUUACAAUGGCUCCCUUCACUUAUGUACCUUAGCAAUGUAUAGAUGUAUCUUAGCUGUUUGAAGGGUAGUUACUUAUUAUCAGUUAUAAGACAGGAUAGUAGAAACAUUUAUCAAAUCUUGUGUUGUUUUGUUCCUGCAAAACAGGGAGGAAGCUUAAUAUGUCCAUUGUUUUCCCCUAGAAGGAUGUUUUGAUGGUCUGUAAUUCUGACUGGCUUAUCACAGAGGUUCAAAAAGAGCUGACGUUUCAAAGAGAUUAUCUGCUUAUUUGUUUUUCUUCCUAGCUCGAUCAAAAAUGCUUCAUCUGUUUGACAACAUAUGGCAUAUAAAUCUAGAAAUACAGAGAAAACAAUCGCUGUGUUGCUUUUAGGAUUUCUAAGUGAUGAAACCAACAGCAGCACAUGACUGCCACGUGGCUCCUGUGUGCAUUAUGAACAGAUUUUUUAUAAUGAAGGAAGUGAACUUGAUUUCUAAGGAGAGUUACUAAAAUGUGGUCUUCCAUAAAAAUCUGUAAAGGUUUCUGCUCUUUUUUGCUCUACACUAAAAUUGUAGCAGAAUUGCUAUUCUAUGAAUUUAUGUAAGCCAUAACAACUCUUUUUGGUGGUAAUCCUGAAGUAUUCUUUCUGGCUACAAUAAUCUAUACCCAUGAAAAGGGGGUGUGUGCAUAAAUAUAUUUCUCUGUAUGUAUAGAUACACCCAUGAGUAGGCAAUAUCUAAUUAAAAAGUAUUAGGUUGUUCCAUUCGGGGAGCUGAUUUAUAUUGCACUAUGAAAAGUGAUGUGACCUUUGUCUCCAGAGGAGGAAAUAGUGAAUCUUAUUAAUAUAUGCAUUACCUGUAAAUCCUUUUCACCAUAGAUCAGGCCUUGGUUUUGAGGCACAAGAGCAUAGUGUCUAUUCCCACAGUGGCUGCUUAUGAAGGCUAAUGUACAGACAGAACGAUCGGGAAGGAAUGAGUUCAGUGGUAGACACAGCAUUUUAUGCAGUCACUUUAUUUAAUGUUUCAAAGCUUGUUGUAACUGACAGCCGUGGCUGACCUUUUCCUUGCAUACAUAAAAGCAGGAUGGUUCACUGCGUAUAAAAUGUUUGCGCUUCUUCUUGCAUUUAUUUGUUCUUUUGUUUAUUCUGCCUUCCUUGGUCCCCUUCAAAGUUUGAGGCCAAUAACAAGUGCAGUUUGCUGAUGCUUCCUUUGUAGGACUCCUUUUGCCUUAAAAUCACAGUUUGUUUUGUUGUUUGCUUGUACUGAGUUUGUAUCUUCAUGGGUGAAUGGUGUGGGUCUGUUGGGCUUUAUCUGCAGUCUGAAACAGUUCACGCUCAGAAUCUGAUGUUCACCCUUUUCAUCCUUUACGUGUUUCAAGUGGUGUGGUGUAGUUUGGGUUUUUUGUUUUUAAUUUGAUCUAGCUUCAGUCUGGAUCUGUGGGCUGAAUGCUCAGUGUUUUUGUUUUUUUUUUCCUCCUGGAGUGCUUCUCCUCCUCCUCCUGCUUUAGUUUCAUCUGAAAAGAGAAGAAAACAGUUUGUGGCCACUCCGGAGAACUGCAGCGAAAGGGUUAUGUAGUGCUGAGGUUCCUCCGGUACAAAGCAUUUCUGGAAGGCACGAGGAUGACAGGCCUUCUGAAGAGUGGGAUGUGCCAUGCGGGUAGAUCACAGCUGCACUUACCCUCAGUGGAAAUGAGAUGCAUUUCUCUUGUCUGUUUUUGCUUUGAGAAUGCAAGUGCUGCACUGAGCAGAAAAGCAAUUUUAACAAGAAAUCCAGAGAUUACAGCAUCGUAAAUUUAAUUUGAUCAAUUGUUUGAUGCCACUUGUCAAGUGUGAACUGCACAGAGGAAUCUGCUGCUUUUGCUGACGUUUAAGGAGAGGAGGUAGCUGGGCUGUAGGUUGGCUUUCCUUCUGCUCAGCCCUCUGCAGGUUGCAUAGUUCUUUUUGCUGUUGCUGGAUCACACAGUUCAGAGGUGAUUUCCCUAACUUCUCCAUGUGUUUGCUUACUUUGGUGCAAUCUGAUCAAUUUAUUAGUGAUUCUCUGAAUACUUAAUGAAAACCCGAUAGGCAUCACGUGGAAUGUUAAACUUUGCAUCUUGAGCUGCUGUCCUGAUGAUGGAGGUAUCCACUCUGCCAUCGCCUCCUUCCUCUCUUGCAUCAUUUCCAAAGCGUGUAUGGUGUUGGAUUUGGACAAGAGUAGAAAUCAGAGUAAACUUCACAUUUCUUUGAGUAAGAAGCAAUAAUGCAACGAAGACAGGGAAGAGUCAAUGCCGGACUGCUUUUGCUGCUUUAUCAGAUUUCCCAGGUUGGACUUCAGAACAUUCCUUCCGUUACCCUUGCAGUGCUUGUAGUGAAUAUUUUUUUCUUUCUGAAUCCCGUGAGGCCACUGCACGAGGCGUGUGUCAGCGUUGAGGAAGCUUUCUACAGACAGAACUGGCAGCGUUUACUGCUUUCACCUGUCCACCAUGUCAAUGACUGGCAUUUAUAUUAUAACAUGAUUUCCAUGCUUUGGAAGGGGAUAAUGUUGGAAAGGAAACUUGGGAGUAUGUGGUUUGCAUAUAUAAUUGCAGUAUUUUCAGUGCUGACUGGAAUUGUCUAUAUGCUGCUGGAAUUCAUGCUUGUGAAGAUUCUGAAUGAUCCUUCAUAUGGAAUGAGUUGUGCCGUAGGCUUCUCAGGUGUCUUGUUUGCUUUGAAAGUUCUUAACAACCAUUACAAUCCAGGAAGAGUCAGCAGUGUCCUUGGAUUGCAGAUAUCCAGCAAGUAUGCUUGCUGGGUGGAGCUGGUGGCAAUUCAUUUCAUUUCCCCAGGGACUUCUUUUGCUGGACAUCUAGCGGGAAUUCUUGUUGGACUGAUGUACACAAUGGGUCCUCUGAAAAAGAUCAUGAAAGCCUGUGCAGGUGGUUUUUCUUCAUUCACUGACCCUGACAGGCCGAGGAACUACUACUCAGGCUACUCAGAAUAUUACAGAUAUCCAGAUGAUCAAUACAGAACACCAAGGAACUAUUACGACUACACAGGUGGGCUCACUGAAGAAGAGCAGCUUGAAAGGGCAGUGCUGAACAGUCUGAAUGAAAGAGAUUUUGGUGGAGCAACGUACAAUAACGAGCGGCGACCUUAUGGUUUUUGGUUUCCCCCUGAGCAGCAUUCAGAAGAGGAAAUGCGAAGGCAGAGGCUUCGUAGGUUUUGGAGACAAUGA
Messenger RNA from Numida meleagris (helmeted guineafowl), 4489 nucleotides. RefSeq names its product rhomboid domain containing 1 (gene RHBDD1). Gene Ontology annotation, molecular function: serine-type endopeptidase activity. Gene Ontology annotation, cellular component: membrane. NCBI's taxonomy places the organism in Eukaryota, Metazoa, Chordata, Aves, Galliformes, Numididae. The coding region runs from base 3536 to 4489 and encodes 317 amino acids. The record is from RefSeq and is a predicted model, not a curated record. The transcript is spliced from 9 exons.